AUGUAUAAAUGCAGCGAAGAACCAUCUCCGGACGAGCGUCGCCUAGAGUACAUAAGUGGAUGGGACGGUGCUGGAACAGCAGCGGUUUUAGCAGCUGGUGGGGCAGCCAUAUGGGUCCCAGCUGUUAACGUGCGUCGUGCCAAGAUGUCACUCUCGUGUGCUUGGCUGGUGCUCGAUGGAGACGAUCCAAGCCAGCCAACAAUUGCUGAAUGGAUUGGGGGAACCGCUAUUCGCAAUGGUCGCGUUGGUGGUGACGUUCGUCUUACAUCAUUUGGAGAGUGGCAGGCUUUGUCCACCAGCCUACAGCGGGAGAACUUGCAGCUCGUUCCUCAGUCGACUUUGCUGGACCAAUUAUGGAACCUGGAGACUGAUCCCAUGUGGAAACGACCACAAUUCACUAGAGUUGUGGCUAUGUCUCACAAUUCUGAGUUCACUGGCAUGUCAUGGCGAGAGAAGUUGUCAUCAGUACGAAACGAGUUACAAGCGGUUGGAGCUGAUGCUAUGAUCGUGACUGCUCUGGAUGAAGUCGCCUGGCUCCUUAAUCUUAGAGGCAUGGACCUUCCUUACGCCCCACUUCUAAAAGCCUUCGUUCUAGUCACCCAUAGAGAUGUCAGGAUAUACGUCCCUGCUGGGAAGCUCAUGAUGCCAGAACGAGAUAUGUUGGCUGCAUAUAAUUGCUAUCCUAAUGUUGUUAAUUGUACCAGCGUAAAAGAUUACGAAACUGUAUACUCCGAUUUGCGGAAGGCGGUGGACCUGAACAAGAUCCUAAUACCGACGGGAGGGACGUUCCAAAGAGGGGCAUCGGCAGCUAUCACUCAGGCCAUUACAGCCUCCAAAAGGCUCUUUCAACCUUCACCCAUAAUAUAUCUAAAAGCUCAAAAGAACAUGGCUGAAAUCAAAGGAAUGAAGAAAGCUCACUUAAGAGAUGCUGUCGCGAUGUGCACUGUAUUGAAUUAUCUUGAAAAGAAGGGAAAGUCGAACCUCAAUGAAUUAUUAGUGGGUGAGAAGAUAGAUGCAACUCGAGCCACUCAGGCUGGCUACAGAGGUCUCUCCAUGCGGACUCGAGUGGCUUUCGGACCAAACGCUGCUGAACCAGAAUACCAAGCUACGAAUGCUACAAAUAGACGAAUAUUUUCCAACUCUACGCUUAUUAUACAGUCAGGGGGACAGUAUGAAGAGGGUACAACGGUCGUUACUCGGACUCUUCACUACGGAACACCAAGUCGUGAUGAAAGACGAGCUUAUACUAUAGUUCUACGGUCCUUGGCGGCUUUCGCAACUCUACAGGCUCCUUCAACGCUUCCUGCAGCUCAUGCUGACCCAGUAGCUAGGGCUCCGUUGUGGUCGUUUCGCCAGGAUUAUUUACUACCUACGGGACAUGGAGUUGGAGCCGCAUUAAAUAGACGAGAAGAUCCAGUAGUAAUAGAUUACAGACAGGACACGAAUCUCCACACGUUUCGCGAAGGCUAUUUCGUUACUAGCGAACCAGCUUGGCAUGAACCUCGUAAAUUUGGAAUAAAACUAAGCAAUGUCUUAGAAGUAGUUCAACGCUCGUCAGGAUACUUAGGUUUCAAAGAAACAACACUUUUGCCGUACGAACCGAAACUUAUCGACAGGAAUCUGCUGACUGAUUAUGAGAUAAACUGGUUGAACGCAUAUAACAAGAGGAUACGUGAGACAGUCGGUCCAGAGUUAACAGCCCAAGGAUUGACUGAUGUCUACUACUGGGUAAUGAAUAAAACCAUUGAAAUAGAACUGCCAUCGAAGAACAAAAAAGCGACAAACUCUGCAAUUAUACAUAAUGUAACAGCACUAUUAAUUUGUAUAUUUGUUGUAAAUGCUAUUUAAAUAGACUAGAAAUAAUUAAAUAAUUAAUUUUACUUGUAUUUGUGUAUUAAUAUAUUGUAUACUAUCACUUAAUUGCACCUAACGUACAAUUAUAGGUAUGUUAAAAUAUAAAGGGUAUCUCAACGCUGAUGUU
This is a messenger RNA of Pieris napi, 1981 nucleotides long. RefSeq names its product xaa-Pro aminopeptidase 1-like. The record is from RefSeq and is a predicted model, not a curated record. Lineage: Eukaryota; Metazoa; Arthropoda; Insecta; Lepidoptera; Pieridae. Bases 1 to 1848 code for a protein of 615 amino acids. The transcript is spliced from 10 exons.